CACACCAAUUUUGAAUUUGGAACGGCGAACGGCCAUCUUGGCCGUAUUCGGUUUUCGCGAGUGCCGAUGCUCAUUUAGUGGCAGUUGACCAAAGACUAGUUUUGUUUUUUGACAGUGAUGGAUACAAGGCGCUGAGGUCGGCGGACAACAGAUGUAAUACAACCCCAAGAUGCAGCCAUUCCAGUCGAGCGGGCGAGCAGACGGCCCGCGGGAGUCAUCCCCCGACCGGGCCAAAUCCCCAGACACUCCUGCACCAGUGCUCAACUUCUCUAUAGCGAGACUAAUGGAACCAGACCGAAAGAAAUCUGUGUCACCAGAACCUCCCCCUCCGCCAGGGUUCCUCUCAUACGGAGCCCAGCUAUUGGACUCCGCAUUCAAACAGUACAUACCUUCCGCUAGACGACAGCUGGUUUCUCAUUACCCUCUACUGUAUUAUAGUCCCGACUUAGUAUCCUUAACUUAUGCUCACCAACUACAUAUGCCGAGGCCACCGCCGGCGCCAUCGUCCCCCGUCCAAAGACCUCCAAGUCCUAGGCAGCCAGCAGCCGAUCAUGCUGUAUCAUCCACUACAGGGCCAACACCAUCUCCGGCAAAGAACAAGAGUUUCGCUUGUGGCGACUGUGGGAAGGUCUUCAACGCUCACUAUAAUCUGACUCGGCAUAUGCCGGUGCACACUGGAGCGAGGCCGUUCGUAUGUAAAAUAUGUGGCAAGGGAUUCCGACAAGCGUCCACACUGUGCAGGCAUAAGAUCAUACAUACAUCGGAAAAGCCUCACAAAUGCCUGACAUGUGGAAAAGCGUUUAACAGAUCAUCAACGCUGAACACUCACGCGCGAAUCCACGCCGGAUACAAACCGUUUGUUUGCGAAUUCUGUGGCAAAGGCUUCCAUCAGAAAGGCAACUACAAGAACCAUAGAUUAACGCACAGCGGUGAAAAGGCCUACAAAUGCAAUAUUUGCAAUAAAGCAUUCCACCAGAUAUACAAUCUGACCUUCCAUAUGCACACGCACAACGAAAGAAAGCCGUUUACGUGUAAUAUAUGCGCAAAAGGUUUCUGCAGAAAUUUCGAUCUUAAGAAACACACGAGAAAGUUGCAUUUAGGUGCUGUAAAUUCUAACAAUGGCGACUCGUCUUUGGACACACAGGACGAGUCCACACAGGAAGCCACUAACAGUCCCGGGGAAGACGCAAGCAGAGCUGCUUUCAGACCGUUCCUGGGAACGUCGUACCCUCGUCUACUGGACCCAGCGCGGAUGGCAGCACCCAAUACAUUUUUCUCAAAACUGUUGUGACCAGGCGCCUCUUAUUACAACAAUUUCGAAGCUAAUGAGUGAAUUGAUGUUGGAUUUGAUGUACCUAUUAAUUUUAGAAAAUUAUUUAUUAUGUAUAUUGAAGAUUUUAUUUAGUUUGUAGCGUAAUAUUAUGUGAUAGAUGUAUAUUUACGAAUCAAAUAUAGGUGGUACAUAUAGAUAUACCUUGGCCUCUACCAAUAUUCAGAACUAUAGUGUGAAUUUAUUUAAUUUUUCAGCUCUGGUUAGUGAUAUAAGAAGUGUCUGAGUUACAUACAUACAUACCAUUACAAAACAAUGUCCACGAAUCGUUGCCAUGCGAAAAAUGUUUACAAGUGUUAAUCCACAAUUGUUCUCAAUAAAUUCUCAUAAUCUCUCGUGGUAUCAUAACAAAAAUAAAUCAGAGCAACUGAAAUACUGGUAGUUAUUUCAGCUAGUUCAUUGUUUAGACCAGUGUUUCCCAACCUUUUUCGUGCCAUGCCCCACUUGAACAUUUCUAAAAUUUUUAUGGCCCCAUACAUAAUUUUUCCCGACAAAGUUUACUUGACGACUCUAAUCGCCCAGUUGAUAUUUUGGUAACGUCAAACAAAAUUAUACCUAAUAAAUAUUUACAGCAUUUUUAACAUUUUUUUUUUGUUUUAUUUAGUACCGAUAUCUACUGGUAGCAUUGCAUUUGAAUGGCCCGGAGCAAAAUGGUUAAAAUCGCUUCGAGUCCAUUUUUAAUUGCCCCCUUAACUAUCAAAUUGCCCCAUGUGGGGCGUGGGCCUCACGUUGGGAAACACCGGUUUAGACUGUUCUUCAUGUUAUAUCACUUAUUUCGUAUUUAUCUUGAUGUAAAUUUGAUUAUCCACAAUCUUUCUGAAUUUAAACAACUGAGAGUUUUACAACUAGUAACAUACUGUAUUUAACGUGACUGUAGUUCUUGGAUUAAAAAUUAACAAAAAAAUAAACAAAUUUAGUUCAAAAUUGAACGGCGAGUGUAAAUACAAAGCUAUCAAACUUUAAUAGGCAAUUAUGUAAAUAAUACAAAACGUUACAUUAUUGACAAAUAUGUAUAUAAACUUAAAUAUGUAUUUAUCCGAGUACAUAUUUAAAUAUAAAAUAUUCAGAAUGAUGUAUGAAAUAGUUAGAUGUUUCGCUUUGAAGAGGAAAGUAAUUAAACUAUUGCGUGAUGUUGCAGUUUCUUUUUGUUGCAAGAGAUAAAAAAGGCACAAGUGAUGUUCUGAGGUCGCCGCUUAUCAUCUGGUAAGCCGUAUGCUUUAUUGAACUUUGUCUGCAUAAACAACUAUAUGUGAAAGCUAAAUGUAUGAUUAUUGUUUUUGAAAUCAGCAGCAUCCUUCUAAAAAAGUGUUAAUUUAUCAAAAACACUUAUCAAAAAUCGAAUAUUAACAUCUGAACGUGCCGUGUUAGUAUAGAAAGUCUAUGCUCGCCUCACGUAGUUACUUAGGCCAUAUUAGUAUGUGAAAUUGAACAUUUUCUCCCAAAUAUUUAUAGUCAUUUACAUUUAAAAUGAAUAAUGUUUAAGUUCACAUGAAGAACACUCCUGAUUUUGUGAUUUCGCCCUAUAAAUAACUCAUACAACACCGAGACAAUCAAUGCCUGUGGGACUAUUUGUAAAGCAAGAGUUAUAGAGUUAAUAAAUAAUCAAAUAUAUUCAAACUUGUAUUUCGUUUCGAGGUAAUCAGAAGCUUUAUAUCAACUAAAUGUGGACUACAAACAGUCAUUGUAUCUCUGAUUAUCUCGUCUGUGAUUGCAGUUCACAGCAUAUACUCACAAAUAUAAUUUCAGUGCAACGAACAAGUUUUUAGACUGUUUAAAGCAUUUACAAGUUUUCAUUUAGUAUUUCGUACAUAAAAAAAAACGUCCAAUUUCUAAAAAGAAAAAAUAGUUUUAGUUAUUGAAAUUAUUUCUCAUUUUGCCCAAUUUGAAAGAAAGUGAUAAAAGACUUGUUUAAUUUUAGCAGGUACGAGUAUUAAUUUUACGAAAGAUAACUAUUCUUUCUCGAACAUUUCAUCAGGUACACUACCUGAAUUGUAUAGCUACCUACUUGAAACAUUUGUUUUGAAUUUCAAAGUGUAAUUUGUAUAGAAGUUGUACAUUGACUACCCAUCAAUAGACACGUAUCGUUGAAGUGUGAUGCAAUAUUGUAUAAUUAAAUAUAUAUUAUACAAAUAAUAUUAAA
Messenger RNA from Galleria mellonella (greater wax moth), 3470 nucleotides. RefSeq names its product fez family zinc finger protein erm-like. Gene Ontology annotation, cellular component: nucleus. NCBI's taxonomy places the organism in Eukaryota, Metazoa, Arthropoda, Insecta, Lepidoptera, Pyralidae. The record is from RefSeq and is a predicted model, not a curated record. Bases 170 to 1291 code for a protein of 373 amino acids. The transcript is spliced from 2 exons.